Messenger RNA from Rhinopithecus roxellana (golden snub-nosed monkey), 1722 nucleotides. RefSeq names its product zinc finger protein 100-like. Gene Ontology annotation, biological process: regulation of DNA-templated transcription. NCBI's taxonomy places the organism in Eukaryota, Metazoa, Chordata, Mammalia, Primates, Cercopithecidae. The record is from RefSeq and is a predicted model, not a curated record.
AUGAAGGAUGACCUGAGGUAUGGAAUGUGUCCUCUCAAGGAAGCAAGUGGAUGCCCUGGGGCUGAGAGGAAUCUUCUGGUGCACUCUUAUUUUGAAAAGGGGCCAUUGACAUUUAGGGAUGUGGCCAUAGAAUUCUCUCUGGAGGAGAGGCAAUGCCUGGACACUGCUCAGUGGGAUUUGUAUAGGAAAGUGAUGUUAGAGAACUACAGAAACCUGUCCUUCUUGGGUAUUGCUGUCACGAAGCCAGACCUGGUCACCUGUCUGGAGCAAGGAAAAGAGUCCUGGAAUAUAAAGAGUCAUGAGAUGGUAGCCAAACCCCCAGUUAUAUGUUCUCAUUUUGCCCAAGACCUUUGGCCAGAGCAGUACAUUAAAAAUCCUUUUCAAGAAGUGAUACUGAAAAAAUGUGGAAAAUGUGGACAUGAGAAUUUACAGUUACAAAAAGGCUAUAAAACUGUGGGUGAGUGUGAGGUGCACAAAGAAGAUGAUAACAAAUUAAACCAGUGUUUGAUAACUACCCAGAGAAACAUAUUUCAAUGUGAUCCAUAUGCAAAAUUCUUUCAUAAACUUUCAAAUUCGAACAGAUAUAAGAUAAGACAUAUGGGAAAGAAACCUAUCAAAUGUAAAAAGUGUGAGAAAUCAUUUUGCAUGCUCUUACACCUAAGUCAACAUAAAAGAUUUCAUAUUGCAGAAAAUUCCUACCAAUGUAAAGAUUGUGGCAAAGCCUUCAACUGGUUCUCAAUUCUUACUGAACACAGGAGAAUUCAUACUGGAGAGAAACCCUACAAAUACGAAGAAUGUGACAAAGCUUUUCAUCAAUCCUCAACCCUAACUGCCCAUAAGAUAACUCAUGCUGGAGAGAAACCCUACAAGUGUGAAGAAUGUGACAAAGCUUUUGACCAAUUCUCAUACCUUAAGAAACAUAAGAUAAGUCAUACUGGAGAGAAAUUCUACAAAUGUGAAGAAUGUGGCAAAGGCUUUAACUGGCCCUCAUACCUAAUUGCACAUCAGAUAAUUCAUACUGGGGAGAAGCCCUACAACUGUGAAGAUUGUGGCAAAGCCUUUUACCAGUCCUCAACUCUUACUAAACAUAAGAAAAUUCAUACUGGAGAGAAACCCUACAAAUGUGAAGAAUGUGGGAAAGAAUUUAAAUGGUCCUCACAACUUACUACACAUAAGAUAAUUCAUACUGGAGAGAAACCGUACAGAUGUGAAGAAUGUGGGAAAGCCUUUAACCAGUCUUCAAACCUCACUACACAUAAAAGAAUUCAUACUGGAGAGAAACCCUACAAAUGUGAAGAACGUGGCAAAGAUUUUCACAAAUCCUCAAACCUAACUGCCCAUAAGAAAACUCAUGCUGGAGAGAAACCCUACAAAUGUGAAGAUUGUGGCAAAACCUUUAACUGGUCCUCAGCUCUUACUAAACAUAAAAAAAAUCAUACUGGAGAGAAACCCUACAAAUGUGAAGAAUGUGGCAAAGACUUUAACUUGUCCUCACAACUGACUGCACAUAAGAUAACUCAUACUGGAGAGAAGCCCUACAAAUGUGAAGAUUGUGGCAAAGCCUUUAACCACUCCUCAACUCUUACUGCACAUAAGAGAAUUCAUACUGGAGAGAAACCCUACAAAUGUGAAAAAUGUGGCAAAGCGUUUAACCAGUCCUCAAUUCUUUCUAAACAAGAUAAUUCAUACUGGAGAGAAAUUCUACAAACCAGAAAGAUGUGA